UAAGGAAGAAUGUGGAGAUAUAAUAGUAAGUUUAUGCAUAAGGAUGAGUGACAAUAGUAAAAAGGGGCGAUGCAAAGAUAAAUUAACUGAAAUAGAUCUGAAUAAUAAGGAAAAUGGAAAAUAUAAAGAAGGAAAGCUAUAA
Molecule: messenger RNA, 142 nt
Organism: Racocetra fulgida
Lineage: Eukaryota; Fungi; Glomeromycota; Glomeromycetes; Diversisporales; Gigasporaceae
Source: the annotation of a GenBank genome assembly